Aedes aegypti (yellow fever mosquito) is the source of this 3791-nucleotide messenger RNA. Its product is annotated as microcephalin. The record is from RefSeq and is a predicted model, not a curated record. Bases 207 to 3722 code for a protein of 1171 amino acids. Gene Ontology annotation, biological process: mitotic cell cycle. The transcript has 6 exons. NCBI's taxonomy places the organism in Eukaryota, Metazoa, Arthropoda, Insecta, Diptera, Culicidae.
ACUGAGCCGAAUAAAGAACGAAAAGUUGAAAACAGCCGAUUGCAUUCAGUGGUGGAUCGGAUUGAAUUGUGAUUGAAAUCGGGCAAAAUCUGGUGGAUUCUUCCGCGAAAAAAAAGGUGUUUAAUUUGUUUGGUAGUAGAAAGUGCGGUGCAGUUUAAUGCGUUAAUGGUCUAGCCAGAACGAUAGUGAAAACGCCCGCAGCGAGGAUGAAUCGGGUAAUGUUAAAUUUCACACCCGAUCUGAAGCCAUCGCGAAAGUCGAUCGUCGGGACAUUUACGGCGUCACCAUUGGCGACGAGUUCCACGAAAGUCCGUCGGCGCUAUUCGCUGGCCGUGGAUGCUUCCCUGUCAGUAACGAUCAAUGGAAAACCCUCCGAACAAACCGCCAGCCUGGGCCGGAGCUCGAGUCAACCGGUUCCGGGAACGCCCGGUGCCACCAAAAAGCGAAUGAGUCUUCACGAGAAUAUGAUGAUGAAGAUCCUGGCCACUCCGGUGGACCAACCGCUGGCGGAAGAGGGAUUCGAAUCUGCGUCCGAGUUGUCCUUACUAUCGUCGCUGGCCGAGGAGGAUCCAAUAUCCAGCGAGGAGAAACUGCUGAUCGAGUCGGACGUGCUCCUGCGAUGUUACACUCCACCGAACCUCCCGCUGGAUUGUCCGAAUAAUCCCCGCCUGGCACGGCUGUACAAGGAUCUGCAGAGUCCUUCGGCAACGACGCGGCUUCGAGCCCUCCGGGCACUCAAAUCGCCAUCCAAGCGGGAAGCGUAUGGCCAGUUUGACGUUCCGCACGAAGAACAGGACAUAAUUACGGCGGAAGAGCGCCAAAUGCCACGACCCAAAACCAUUCAGGAACUGAUGGCCGGUGUGUGCAUCUAUGUGGAGGUUCGCUCCGGAACAGACAAUCGUUCCGAUGGAAUUAGAGAUCAUUUGGUUUCCUUAGGGGCCAAAGUCAAUGACAAGUUGUACAAAGACACAACGCACGUUAUAUUCAAAGAUGGUCUCCUCUCCACUUACCAGAAAGCGAAGAAGAUGAACGUUCCGGUGGUUUCUAUUCUGUGGAUCGAAGCAUGUAAGCGGCACCUGUGCCUAAUGAAUCCGGACAGCUAUCCCAUCUCCAACGUGGAGCGCUACGAGAAUCCGGAGCUGUUCAAGAAGAUUCGGCGACAAAAAUCGAUGCAACCUCGAGCCGAGGAAGUCACCGGAUCCGGAGGAAAGAAACGGCUCCCAUUGAAAACAGGCACCCCAAACGAUCAGCAAUCAAAUGGUUGCACCAAAAAAGCUGUGAUUUCACCUCCGGCUAAGCUGCCGGUACUGCAUCGACUCCGCAAGGAUGACGGCCUGGAGCGAAUUCUGAACGAGUUCCAAGCGGAAAAUCAGAACACUCCCGAACCGCAGGAUGACUUCGACAAGCUGCUGGCUGGGCCAAUGAAGCUGCUGGAGAAGUUCCGGAAUUCUCCGAUUGUCAGCACGGCCGAAAAAGAGGAGAACGUGGUCACUCCGGAAGCUCCACCGAAAAGCAUCAGGAAGUCAUUGUUUAACGGAUCUGCUGAAAAGGAUGUUACUCCCACUAGGAGAAGGAGGAGCAGCAGUGCCAGUAACGAAGGUGUGGCCACAAAUGUAGGGACUAGACAGCGCCGGAAGACGAUUCUGCACACACCACGAAUCACCAGUGUGGAAGAAGAGAAUGAAUCUCCUGUGGUUCCGAUCCCAAAGCCGACACGUAAUAGACGGAAAACGAUGUGUAUCUCGGCCUCAAAGGAGAACACCCCUCCAAGAAAGCGGGAUACAAUCUGUUCGCCCAAGGCUAUGGACCUUUGUAAGGCCAACAGUGCAGAUGUGCAAGAAAACAUUCCUCCGGCCACAAGCCAGAAACUGAGGAAUACCAUCUACUCACCAAGUAGGAUGGAGCAAUCUUCGGAAAAGACUGAAAAGGCCAUUCAAAUUGAAAUGGCCUCCCGUAGAACUCUGGGUCCUUCGACCACUGAGAACGUCAUUGACAGUUUCGAACCACGGAAGACUAAAACCCCAGAAAUGGAUGCCAAAGAUUUGAACGCUUUUCGCAUUAAUCGCAGGAGAACGCUGUACACUCCAGGAAUCUACGACGAAUCCGAUAAGCCACAAAUCACUCCUGUUGAGAAGUCUGCGACAAAUAGACGGCGCACAGUGUUUAAUCCAGCGGCCAAUUCAACGGAAGCCUCGAAUUGUACCCCAGCAAACGCAAACUCUUCUCACCGAAGGAGAACUCUUUACACUCCGUCCACUUCGGUAGAUGUCCCAGAAACUCCCGAAAACACCACUCCGAUUGUUGCAAAUCGUACCGCAGCCUUUACAACGCCACUUCCCCCAACUCAAACUACCAAAACUUCUUCAGCAGCUACGACCACACCUGCCUCGGCGACUCAAAAACGUAACAAAACGCUUCUAGAAGAAUACCAAUCCAGUUUGACGUUUAGCUCCACAAAAACCCCAAUGAGCGAACGUCGCAAAACUAUCUAUGAUAUCUCAAUGGAUAUCAUCGAUAAGCGUCUGUCCCAGAUCAACAAGCUAUCCAAACAGUCAGAAUCGACGACGGAACAAACUCCCGCACCAUCCAUCGAAUCCGUACUGAAAUCACCCCCUUCCAAACCGGCAUCCAUCGCCCGCCAAACCUCACUGGAUACCUUCUACCGGAAGCUCUCGCGAUCGACGGAAAAGACCAUCAAAUUCAAGACGAGCGCCGAUCUUCGGGAGUCGUCGGACAUCACAAACGCCACCACCAUUUCCCGCAAGCGCAAACUGUUCAACGCUCAGCCGUCCCUGUCCGAAACGCCACCACCACCCACACCACCAGCAUCGGUAGUCAGCACUGGACAGGACUCCCUCGCGGAGAACCCAAACAAGAAGCCAAAAAGUACUACUACCCCAGCCGUAAGCAAGCGUCGUUCGCUUGCGCCGCCAACGCCCAAAUCGGUACCGAAGACAACGACCUCCGCAGCGGGCGUCUCCUCACGGCGCAGCUCGAUGUUUUUCAGCCAACCGAACAAGCCCACAAUAACCACCAGCAGCAAGCACGUCAUGGGCACCCAGGCUCGUACGAUGAAAGCCCUCGGGCUCGGGGCUGGACUGCCCACCGUAGCAUCGCAGUCGGCAGCGGUGAAGCCGCAGUUCCAGCUGGCCACCACCAACCUACACGCGGCGCAACAUACCUUCGUGAAAGAGGUCGUCGCAAAACUGGGCGGUUUCACCGUGACGAACAACGUUACCGAUCGUACGACGCAUCUAGUCAGUUUGGAAUCGCGCCGUACGAUCAACCUGCUGCGGGCCUUAACCCGUGGUCUGUGGAUCAUUUCGUACGAGUGGAUCGAAAAGUCGCUAGCUGCCAGCCGAUGGCUACCGGAGGAGCAGUUCGAGCUACGGGAUUUCUCCCCGGCCGUGCAGCUAUGCCGUAGCGAACGGCAAGCCUUCGGGCCACGGUACCGCAUCGAUCUGUUUGCCGACUGUGGGCCGUUCUACGUGGCCCAGCAGUGCGAGGUACCGCACGAUCAACUGCGGGAACUGAUCAUCACAUGCAAGGGUAAGAUAACGGAUGAUGCGACCAAAGCUAAAUAUGUGAUUGUGUCAGCACGGAAGGAUGUGGCACAGAAAACUUUAACCGAGGGAUCGUUUUGUGUCAGUCCACUGUGGGUACUGGAUAGUAUAAGCUCCAAUAAGGUGAAAAAGGUUUACCAGUAUUUGGUUCGUAAAUGACUGAUUUUUUUCGAGUUCAUAUUUUUUUCAACGCUUAGUAUAAAUUUACAACUGCAUCUAUAGUAAGUA